This is a messenger RNA of Episyrphus balteatus (marmalade hoverfly), 2427 nucleotides long. RefSeq names its product TBC1 domain family member 16 (gene TBC1D16). Gene Ontology annotation, cellular component: early endosome. The record is from RefSeq and is a predicted model, not a curated record. The coding region runs from base 242 to 2374 and encodes 710 amino acids. Lineage: Eukaryota; Metazoa; Arthropoda; Insecta; Diptera; Syrphidae. Gene Ontology annotation, biological process: activation of GTPase activity. The transcript has 2 exons. Gene Ontology annotation, molecular function: GTPase activator activity.
UAUUUUUCUUUCAAAAAAAAAAUUUAUAUAGGUAUUUGUUUUAAAGCAAAGAGCACCCAAUAUUGAUUCUCUUUUGCUCAAAAGCAUUUGUGUAAAUAAAUUAAACAAAAACAAAAAAAAAUUCCAAUUACGCUUUUACCAUAAACUAGGAAUGAUUUUCUAGAAAAAAAAAAAAAACAAAUCAAUCCUUUCUGCAUGUCGAAAUUGUAGUGAAUCAUCUCUCCUACCAAAACAAGCCAUAAUGCCCAUAGUAAAUAUUCUUAAAAAGGCAUCAAGUCUUAUCCUGGGUGAAGAAAAAUGCGACGAAAAAAUCGAUAAUAUCUACGAAGACAACGAAAUUCUCUUCUGCAAAAACAAUGUCUGUAUCCAUCCGCCGACAGUAGCUCGCCAAGAAUCAGACAUCCUUCAUUAUCCCGGAUACUUGACUGUCACCACUAAAACAUUCAUCGAUCAAUACAACAAUGCCAAACGUCAUACUUUACUCCUCACCUGGAUACCAAAUUCAUCUCUAUGCAAAUGUUCAUCAUCCGAUGAAAAUUGUCCAGCCUUUAUGGCUGCUAUCAAAGCCCAAGACCAAACGGGUCUUGAUCAACAACAUAUAAAUUGCUUAAACAAUUGCAACACUCUGCCAGCAGAUAAAAACGCAAUCAAUGGUGACAAAUCUUCGGAAGACUCCGAAGGGAUUAAUCAAAAAGACGAAAAAGAAGAUGCCGACGAGAUGCGAGAACUAAAGAACGAACUCCAACCUUUAUUGGGUGGAAAUUCUGCAACAAUCGAAGAUUUACAUUCCAUGUUAAAGAAGAACCCAGUUACUUCGGUUAACAUAACCAUUGCCAAUCCAUGCAUUGAGAAUACAACAUCAACUUAUAAUUGUGUUGGCACUGAGCGUGAUAAGAUGCAAUUAUCUGAUUGCUCAGACGAUAACAAUCCCAACUGGAUGACUCCAGAAUUACUAGCUUUCAAACACAAUCUCUCGUUUCCCGAUAGCGCCAAUGCAACUCCGACUGUUAAACGGAAAACUCUAAUCAAAUGUCGGAGAUUUUCUGUUGAUCUCAGUCAAAUGCGAUCGUUGCGUUUGUUCUUUAAUGAUGACAACUGCACUUCGGGUCAGUUGGUCAUAGCUUCUAGGGAAUCUCAAUAUAAGAUUUUGCAUUUCCAUUAUGGUGGUUUGGAUCACCUGGCUCAGGUGCUCCAUCAAUGGCAUUGCUUUUUGCAUAAUAUAACAUUGGCACCGAGUAGCCAGGAGAAACAGAAUCUGCCUUAUCGGCAGUUUAUGGUGUGUCGUCCGGAGGUGAAGAAGUCCGAACUGCAUCCGGAUGAGGGGAAUGUUAAGAAAAUUACAACGAAUUUCUUCUAUGGAACGUUGUUAAAUGAGAAAGGUCAGAUUGAUGAUGAUUUGUUGUUGCGUAAAUGUGUCUUCUUUGGGGGUCUUGAGAAGAGUUUACGCAAGACAGUUUGGCCAUUUCUUCUCAAGUGUUAUUCAUUUGGUUCGACUUUUGAAGAUCGAGCUGUACUGAUCGAUAUAAAACGACAAGAAUAUGAAGAGAUUACGCGUAGACGUUUGUACUCCAUGUCGCCUGAAGAGCAGAUUAUGUUUUGGAAGACGGUGCAGUGUGUUGUUGAGAAAGAUGUUGUUCGCACUGAUAGAUCAAAUCCAUUCUUUUGUGGAGAUGACAAUCCCAAUACUGAAAUUAUGAAAAACAUUCUCCUUAAUUAUGCUUUCUACAACACGGGAAUGUCCUAUUCGCAAGGUAUGAGUGAUCUAUUGGCACCGGUUCUAUGCGAGAUACAAAAUGAGUCCGAAGCGUUUUGGUGCUUUGUCGGCUUAAUGCAGAGAGCUAUAUUCGUAUGCACACCCACUGACAACGAUAUUGAUAGAAACUUAAGCUAUUUGAGAGAAUUGAUACGAAUUAUGUUGCCGAAAUUCUAUGAGCAUCUGCAAAAGCACAACAAUGCAUUGGAGUUACUAUUUUGCCAUCGUUGGCUAUUGUUGUGUUUUAAACGAGAAUUCACCGAAGCUGUUGUUAUUCGAAUGUGGGAGGCUUGCUGGUCAAACUACCUCACAGAUUACUUUCAUUUAUUCCUAUGUCUGGCUAUAAUUGCGGUAUAUGCUGACGAUGUGAUUGCACAAAAUCUACGAGCAGAUGAGAUGCUAUUGCAUUUCAGUUCACUCGCCAUGUAUAUGGAUGGGCAGUUGAUUUUGAGGAAGGCACGUGGUUUGUUGCAUCAAUAUCGUCAAUUUCCAAAGAUACCUUGUACAUUAUCGGGGUUGUGUAAGCGUUGUGGUCCUGGAAUGUGGGAUUCGGAACAUCGACCUGCUCUUGAAUGUAUUGGGCAUACUGAUGAGGAGAAAUGUUCACUUUCAAUCGAUUAAGAUGGAUAGUUUGUUUGAUAGCAUGCAAUGAAUAAUGAAGGAAAAUAAUAAAA